AUGUCGGCCAGACGGUCGCACGGUCGAGGGUCAAGUAUAUCCCUUCCGACUGUUGCUCUCCCUUCCGCCGUCGCUCUCCCUUCCGCCUGUCGCCCUUCACUCCCCCUCAUCGCCCUGCCUUCCGUCAGUCGCCCACCCUUGUUCCCGUCGCCCUCCCUUCCCGUCGCCCUCCCUUCCCGUCGCCCUCCCUUCCCGUCGCCUUCCCUUCCCGUCGCCCGCGCUUCUUCUCAUCGCCCUCCGUGCUUCUCGUCGCCAUCCCUUCCGCUCGUCCCCUCGCUUUCCCUGUCUCCCUCUCUCCCCGUCGCCCUCGUUUCUCCCUCCCCGUCGCCCUCGCUUUCCCCGUCGCCCUCGCUUUCCCCGUUGCCCUCGCUUUCCCCGUCGCCCUCGCUUUCCCCGUCGCCCUCGCUUUCCCCGUCGCCCUCGCUUUCCCCGUCGCCCUCGCUUUCCCCGUCGCCCUCGCUUUCCCCGUCGCCCUCGCUUUCCCCGUCGCCCUCGCUUUCCCCGUCGCCCUCGCUUUCCCUCCCGUCUCCCUUCCCAUCUCGCACACUUGCCACCCUCCCUUUUCUCUCCCUACUCCCUGUUUUCCCUCCCUCCAAUAAUCGCCUUCCUUCCCCCAACUUAUACCCCUUCCUUGCUUCCCCCGAUCUGCUUCCCUGCUUCCCCCCAUCCCCUGCCCUGCUUCCCCCCAUCCUCUUCAUUCUUUCCCCGUAUCCCCAGCCCUGCUUCCCCCAUCCCCUUUUCUGCUUCCCCACCUCCCCUGCCCUGCCCACACCCAUCCCCUUCCCUGCUCCCCCCCAUCCCCUUGCCCUGCUCCCCCCCAUCCCUUCCCUGCUCCCCCCCAUCCCCUUCCCUGCUUCCCCCCAUCUGCUUCCCUGCUCCCCCCCAUUCCCUUGCUUGCUUCCCUCAUCCCCUGCCCUGCUUCCCCAUGUCCCCUUCCCUGCUUCCCCCCAUCCCCUUCCCUGCUUCCCCCCAUCCCCUUCCCUGCUCCCCCCCAUCUCCUUCCCGGCUCCCCCCCAUCCCCUUCCCUGCUUCCCCCCAUCCCCUUCCCUGUUCCUCCCCAUCCCCUUCCCUGCUUCCCCCUAUCCCCUUCCCUGCUUCCCCCCAUCCCCUUCCCUGUUCCUCCCCAUCCCCUUCCCUGCUUCCCCCCAUCCCCUUCCCUGCUUCCCCCCAUAA
This is a messenger RNA of Closterium sp. NIES-65, 1173 nucleotides long. The record is from the annotation of a GenBank genome assembly. Lineage: Eukaryota; Viridiplantae; Streptophyta; Zygnematophyceae; Desmidiales; Closteriaceae.